GACGUAGUGACGUUGGUCUGCUAAAAAAAAAAACGUUGAAAAAAAAAAAAUCUGUAAUAUCUGAUGCUUUCCUGCUUCUUGGCAAUGGAAAGGGUCGAAUUCGAUGCCGCUUAGCUCCCUUGGUGCAGAUUUCAGGUUGGCAUUAAAUUUCCUCUCCAAAGUUUCGCUUUUUCUGCAAAAAAUUUCGGUUCGUAAUGGAUAGUUUCAACGCCGAAGAUCUUUCAACUAUCGGUGGAAUCGCUACUGUUUCGAUUCUACAUUCCUUCAUUCCCACCCACUGGCUUCCUUUCUCCAUUGUCGGUCGCGCCCAGAAAUGGACUCUCUCUCGGACUGUGCUCGUCACUGCACUUGGAGCAAUUUUGCAUGUAAUAUCCACUUCACUUCUUGGAAUAACAGCAAUCACCAUGGCAAAUACUAUUGCUGGUGAAGAAACAGUGCAUAAGCUUGCUUCACUUUUGCUCAUAUUUCUUGGUGGUGGCUAUGUUAUUCUGUUUUUGUCUGGGAAGGGUGGCCAUAAUCAUUCUCACAACCAACCCAUGGAGAAAAUGGCUGUUGCUGGACUCAUUCUUGUUCCCGCAUUAUCUCCUUGUGCAACAACACUUCCAGUAUUUCUAGCCGUUGGAAAUUCAUCUUCCAUGAUGGUUCUUGCCAUCAUAGUGCUGCUACUCAGCACUAUAUCUGUGAUGACGUCACUUGUAGCAUUGUCAUUCUAUGGGGCCAGUCAGCUAAAGUUUCACUGGGUGGAGCGGUAUGACAAACUUCUUGUUGGUUCAGUGCUGUGUUUGGUUGGAGUUCUGACCCUAAUUUUCCACGAUCAUGAUCAUGAUGGACGGUUAAGCUCUUUUGGAGGGCACUCACACAGGAAAAUGAUUUCCCUAUGAGAAUCAUGCAUGCCCUGUUAUUAUGAAGCUUUUGGGCAUUGCCACUGUUGCUACUUGCCAUGCAAAGAAUUGACCAGUUUGGUCUAGUUAAUAGUGGGACGUGGAAACUUGAUUUGCAGCUCUAAAGCGGCAGUUGGUGGAUGAAUUGCUUUGUUUUUUCUGGGGUAUAUUACAAUUUACCCUCACGUGGUUGUCAGAAAUUAGUUUUCCCCCAUUUGAUUAAAGUGUGUUAUUCAGCCCACCUGUGGAUUGGUCAGUUUCCACUUGGCCACCUGAGUCGAAAGUAUGUUUCACUAUUAUUUUAAACAAUUUCAUGGUCUCAUAGUUUUUGUCAAUAUUUGGAUAGAAAAUACUGCUGAAUAGUUAAGUUGUUAUAAACUAGACAUGUUGCCUUGAAUGACACCCUAAACCAGAGCCAGCUAAUUUCAUUGUCAA
Messenger RNA from Prosopis cineraria, 1316 nucleotides. RefSeq lists its product as uncharacterized. The coding region runs from base 195 to 881 and encodes 228 amino acids. NCBI's taxonomy places the organism in Eukaryota, Viridiplantae, Streptophyta, Magnoliopsida, Fabales, Fabaceae. The record is from RefSeq and is a predicted model, not a curated record. The transcript has 3 exons.